Messenger RNA from Chaetomium strumarium, 2658 nucleotides. Its product is annotated as chitin synthase I. Gene Ontology annotation, molecular function: chitin synthase activity. The transcript is spliced from 3 exons. Gene Ontology annotation, cellular component: cell septum; cell periphery. The record is from RefSeq and is a predicted model, not a curated record. Bases 1 to 2658 code for a protein of 885 amino acids. NCBI's taxonomy places the organism in Eukaryota, Fungi, Ascomycota, Sordariomycetes, Sordariales, Chaetomiaceae.
AUGGAGAGCCGGGUGCAUAGGACGCCCUCCCCAGGGCAUCCACUCCAACACGGGUAUCACCUAGAGGACAACCCGUACGGCCAUUCACAGCUAAACAUACCGGCCGGCCCCGGGAGGUACAGCCCGGGCGAUUCAUUACAGAUGCAGACUGCACAAUCCGUCGACAACCUCGGGAGCUACUCGGUCAACCCCGAGGCGCAUCAUGAUGCCUACUACAACCAGCCGUACGAGCCAAAUCCCGCCCAGGGCUACGAUCCAAAUGUGCACCAAGGUUACGACCAGACACCCCAGGGCUAUGACCAGACGCCGUAUUACGAAGACGAUAGGCGGCCGAUGUUGACGCAUAAUGACUCGCAAGUUGGCGCGAGCGACCCCUUCCACGACAACCCGCAGCCUCCGACGAACAACCAGCCGAUUAAGAGGUGGAAGACGGUAAAACAGGUGCUCUUGUACCGGGGCAACUUGGUUCUGGACUGCCCAAUCCCUCCUAAGCUGCUGAAUCAGCUGCCGCACGGUGAGCGCGAUGAGUUCACCCACAUGCGCUACUCGGCGGCGACAUGCGACCCCUCGGAAUUCUACGAGAACAACUUCACUCUCCGGCAGAAGCUGUUUAGCAAACCCCGGCACACCGAGCUCUUCAUCGUAGUGACCAUGUACAACGAGGACGAGAUUCUGUUUGCGCGGACCAUGAUCGGCGUGUUCAAGAACAUCGAGUACAUGUGCAAGCGGACCGAGAGCAAGACCUGGGGCAAAGACGCCUGGAAGAAGAUCGUCGUGUGCGUCGUCAGUGAUGGUCGUGCCAAAAUCAACCCCCGGACAAGGGCGCUGCUGGCUGGUAUGGGUGUGUACCAGGAGGGUAUCGCCAAGCAACAGGUCAACGGCAAGGACGUCACGGCGCAUAUCUACGAGUACACAACACAGGUCGGCAUGGCGAUCAAGAACGAUGUCGUCCAGCUUAUUCCCAAGCAGCAACCGGUGCAGAUGCUGUUCUGCCUCAAGGAAAAGAACCAGAAGAAGAUCAACUCUCACCGUUGGUUCUUCCAAGCGUUUGGCCGUGUCCUAGACCCCAACAUCUGCGUGCUGAUCGAUGCCGGUACGAAGCCGGGCAACAACUCAAUCUACCACCUGUGGAAGGCUUUCGACCUGGAGCCUAUGUGCGCUGGCGCUUGCGGUGAGAUCAAGGCUAUGCUGGGGACCGGAGGCAAAAACCUCAUCAACCCGCUGGUCGCAACGCAGAAUUUCGAGUAUAAAAUGAGCAACAUCCUGGACAAACCACUAGAAUCAGCUUUCGGCUUCAUCUCCGUCUUGCCCGGUGCCUUCUCCGCCUACCGAUACGUGGCGCUGCAGAACGACAAGAACGGCCAGGGCCCGCUGGAGAAGUACUUUGCCGGCGAGAAGCUACACGGCGGCGACGCGGGCAUCUUCACGGCGAACAUGUAUCUCGCCGAAGACCGUAUCCUCUGCUUCGAGCUUGUCACCAAGCGCAACUGCCACUGGAUCUUGCAGUACGUGAAAUCGGCGACCGGCGAGACAGACGUGCCGGACACGGUCACCGAGUUGAUUCUCCAGCGCCGUCGCUGGCUGAACGGUUCUUUCUUCGCUGCCAUUUACGCCAUUGUCCACUUCCACCAGUUCUUCCGGUCCGACCACUCGCUCUUCCGUAAGCUGGCCUUCUUUAUCGAGUUCGUCUUCAACACUGUCAACAUGAUCUUCGCCUGGUUUGCGAUCGGCAACUUCUUCUUGGUCUUCAAGAUCUUGACGACGAGUCUGGGCGACGAGACGCUGCUUGGCAACGUCGGCUCGAUCCUGGGUGUCGUGUUCACCUGGCUCUACGGCGUUUCGUUGAUGACGUGCUUUGUGCUGUCCAUGGGCAACCGGCCGGCUGGUUCAGGGCGGUACUACAUGGCCAUGGUGAUCUUCUGGGCGAUCAUCUUCGUUUACCUCAUGUUCGCCGCAAUUUACAUCUCCGUCAACGCCAUCAUCACCGACCUCCAAAAGAACAACUUCUCGAUCGACUCGCUGUUCAAGAAUGAGGUCUUCUACACGCUCAUCAUCUCAGUCUUGUCCACCUACGGCCUCUGGCUGAUCGCGUCGCUGCUCAUGUUCGACCCCUGGCACAUGCUCACCUCUCUCAUCCAGUACAUGCUGCUCUCGCCGACCUACACCAACGUGCUCAACGUCUACGCCUUCUGCAACACCCACGACAUCUCGUGGGGCACCAAGGGCGACGACAAGCCCGACAAGCUCCCCAGCGUCAACACCAAAGACGGCCAGGGCAAGACGGACCUGCCGGACGAGGGCGACCUCAACGCUCAGUACGAGCGCGAGCUGCAGGUCUUUGGCCGGAAGGUCGUCAAGGAGAACAAGCCACCCACGCCCGCCCAGCUCGAGGAGAAGCAGAUGGACUACUACCGCGGCGUCCGCACUGUCGUCGUGCUCUUCUGGAUGAUCACCAACUUCGCCCUCUGCGCCGUCGUGCUCUCGACCGCAGGGCUCGAGAACAUCGUGCCCGGCAAGGGCCAGACCGAGGAGGAAGUCAAGACCAACCGCGCCAACAUCUACCUCAGCGUCGUGCUCUGGUCCGUGGCGGGCUUGUCGGCGUUCAAGUUCCUGGGCGCCAUGUGGUUCCUGGUGGUGAGGAUGUUUAGGGGUGUCUAA